Molecule: messenger RNA, 1185 nt
Organism: Stylonychia lemnae
Lineage: Eukaryota; Ciliophora; Spirotrichea; Sporadotrichida; Oxytrichidae
Source: the annotation of a GenBank genome assembly
AUGAUACCUGCUUUUGCUAAGGGAUAUAAUAAGCUCAUUUAACUUACAACUAUUCAACAGUUAGAAGACCUCAAAGAUAAGACCAAGGAUAAGAUGAUAGCUAUAUUAUUCUGGGCAAGUUGGUAUCCUGAAUGUGAGGAUAUUAAAAAGCUAUUUGAGGAUCUGUGCAUUGAUCAUAAUCACAUUAAAUUUACCUGGAUCGAGAACCCUAGAAAACACAACAUUAUAGAGGUAAUGAAUGCUUAUGAGGAAUUCUACAACAAAUUAUUCAUAAAUGAAAGAGUUAGAGCUUAUAAUGAUAUUGAGGAGAUUCUUGGUUCAUACCCUAUAGUCAUAUUCAUUAGAGGUUCUCCUACUGAGCCUUAAUGCAAGUCAUCAAGAGUGCUUUUGGAAUAUUUAACAAAAAUGGAGAUUAAGUUUAGACAUUUUGAUAUUCUUUCAGAUUAGAGACUCAAAGAAUGGCUUAAGUUUUAUUCGAAUUGGCCGACGUUUCCUUAGGUCUUUGUCAAUACAAAGUUUAUAGGAGGCACUGAAAUCGUAAUAGAAAUGAUUGAGAACGACGAGUUUCUUGGGAUAAUUCCAACUGAAUGCAUAAAAACAAAUGCUCUUGAAAGAAUCAAACUUGCUCUGUAGAAAUCAAUAGUAGUAGUUUUUAUGAAAGGGAAUCCUUAAAAUCCUAGAGAUGGCUACUAAACUGAGUGCAUUAAGUUACUUCAAGAUAAUCAAAUAAGAUUUUCUCAUUUUGACGUGCUUAAAGAUCCUAAAUUCAUUGGAGGAUUAGAUUACCUCAAGGAGCUGAUUGAAAAAGAUGGGUUAGUCAAAAUCAUUCCAAUGACUGAAAUGAUUGUUACAAUGAGGACGAAGGUUAUGAAACUUAUUAAUAAAGGCAAAUUUACGAUAAUGAUAAGAGGUAGUCCAGAAUUUCCAGCUUGUGGAGAUUCGAAAAAGGCUAUGGUUGUUUUAGAAAAGUAUCCUAAAAUUAUGGAGUAACUAGAGUAUUUCGAUCUUUAACAGGAUGAUUCAAUAACUCGGGCUUUACUUAAUUACUCCAACUUUGGAAGUAUCCCCUAAUUUUAUAUGAAUGGAAAGCUUAUUGGGGGUCAUGAAGUCAUUGAAAAUUUAGACAGCACUGGUGAGAUUGAGAGAUUAAUUUUAGAAAGUGAUGUAAUAAGAAUGAAGAAAUGA